This is a messenger RNA of Arthroderma uncinatum, 930 nucleotides long. RefSeq lists its product as uncharacterized. The transcript has 4 exons. The record is from RefSeq and is a predicted model, not a curated record. Gene Ontology annotation, cellular component: RAVE complex. NCBI's taxonomy places the organism in Eukaryota, Fungi, Ascomycota, Eurotiomycetes, Onygenales, Arthrodermataceae. Bases 1 to 930 code for a protein of 309 amino acids.
AUGGCUGCCUGGGCGUAUCCUUCUCUAGCGCCUGAUCAGCUAAAGGAGAAGGAGGAGGAGUCGUUGUCUCGAGAGCUGCAAUGGCUGCUAAACUCCUUACAAGGGACUCUAGCCUCCUUGAGAGAAGGCCUACAGGAAUGCUAUACUCUACUCACGCCGAAUGAGAACGGGUCUACACUCGUCCUUUCGUCAAUGCGGUCAGAAUGCGUGAAGGGGUUUGUGACGAGGGCGGGCUCAAAGAUUGUUAAAGGGGAUGUCCAACUCCGUUUAAAUUCACUACCUCCCCCACGCGGCUCCCCUUCAACUCGACUGAGUAUUUCAACCGACCCGGCAGCCCCAGAACUAGUUCUCAACCAGCUUUCAUCUGUUCGCCGCCUAAUAAAUGAUAGCCUUGAUAUCGUUGAUAUUAGCACAUAUACGGGGGAUUCAAAGAAUGCGAAUUUUAUAUCUGGCCAAUUAAGGCUUCUAGGCGAUAAUUUGGCUGAAGCAAGGCAAACUUUGAAAGGAGAUGGAGAAGGCAUUAAGCAACCUUGGUUUGAGGACAGUGCCCAUGAGAAUAGCUUCGACCCACCACUCCCGCCUCACCUCUCAUUCCAUCUCUCAAUUUCAGAUGCAGCUCUCGUAUUGUAUCUUCGCACGCUUGAACCCACCUCGGCAGAUAGUGCUCCGGCCGCAACGUUCACCCCUGACCUUUCUUUAGGCGGAUUUUCUUUACGAGAUCGGCUGUUUGGCUCGAAGCAACCGACCCAUGAUGAAACUGGAGAUGUAUUUCAGUGGCAUGGCGAAGAAGUAAGGGUCCAAGAGAAAGUCAGGGUUGAAAGCCAGGAUCCCAGUCUUUUAUCUGCCAUGGCUAAAAUCGCCGCCCUUGAACAUGAGGUUGCAAGGUGGAGAGAAGCCCUGUCGAUCCUUAUGGGAGACGAGAGCGACUGA